AUGGAAGCCGAGGAGCAGGAGGCGAAGGCCAAGCUUGAAGCCAACCUCAUGACGAUUGGCAAUAUCCUGCAUGAAUCUGUGCCCGUUAGCGACGACGAGGCCAACAAUGUUCUCGUGCCAACCGACAUUGUCGAGUUUAAGAAGGGUGUUGCAGCUUCAGAUGGAAGGGGCUUCUAUUUGAUAGAGGAAGGUACCCUCCUGAAUGAGGCACUGCAAGCUUUCCUGAGAAAACGAGGCUAUAAGGCGAUCCGUACUGCACAUAUCAUGACGAAGGAAGCCAUGGGAAAAUGUGCUCAGCUAUCACAAUAUGACGAGGAGCUUUACAAAGUGGAAGGAGAAGGGAAGUUCUUUAUCGCCACGGCGGAACAACCAUUGGCCGUCCUUCAUCAAGGUGAGCAGUUUCAUCCUGAUCCGUUGCCAAUUAUGUACGUUGGCUUCUCAACGUGCUUUCGGAAAGAAGCUGGUUCACAUGGGCGAGACACAGCUGGUAUCUUCAGAACGCACGAGUUCGAAAAGGAAAUGCACGAAGAGAUGAUUAGAAACGCAGAAGAUUUCUACAAGGAGCUUGGCAUAGCAGGCAAUGUUGUCAAUGUUGUAUCCGGUGCUCUUAACAACUCUGCGGCGAAGAAGUAUGACCUAGAAGGAUGGUUUCCAGCAUCCAAAACCUACAGGGAACUAGUGUCACGCUCAAAUUGUACAGACUAUCAAGCAAGGAGGCUCGGAAUGACCUAUGGCCAGAGAAAGCAUGGUGAACAGUCCAACAAGUAUGUUCACACACUCAACUCUACACUGACCGCAACAGAGAGAACUCUCUGCUGUGUUCUGGAGACAUACCAGAGAGAGGAUGGUGUUCAGAUUCCGAAGGUGCUGCAACCAUAUAUGGAUGGGAUAGACUUCCUUCCAUUCAAAAAAACUCCGGAUGGCAAACAAGGUGGUCGCUUACGUUAA
Molecule: messenger RNA, 948 nt
Organism: Miscanthus lutarioriparius
Lineage: Eukaryota; Viridiplantae; Streptophyta; Magnoliopsida; Poales; Poaceae
Source: the annotation of a GenBank genome assembly